Messenger RNA from Trematomus bernacchii (emerald rockcod), 1294 nucleotides. RefSeq lists its product as uncharacterized. The record is from RefSeq and is a predicted model, not a curated record. Gene Ontology annotation, molecular function: signaling receptor activity. Gene Ontology annotation, cellular component: cell surface. The coding region runs from base 28 to 1158 and encodes 376 amino acids. Lineage: Eukaryota; Metazoa; Chordata; Actinopteri; Perciformes; Nototheniidae. The transcript has 7 exons.
CAGCCUUAAAUCAUCAGAGACUCAAACAUGAACGCCCGUCACUCUCUGAUCUGCUUCUUCUUCCUCACACUGAGGGAUGGAAACAGUGGGCUCACCAACGCACAGAACCCCCUCCGUACAGAAACUGAAGGAGAAAACAUCACAGUUGCAUGCUCCUUUUCUUUCUCUGGAGGAAGGAAGAUGUUCUGUAAGGGAAAAUGUGAAGAAGGAAACAUCCUGGUAGAAACGACCGGAGACUCAGCUCAGAGAGGCAGAUACAGCAUCAGAUAUGUGGAAGGGUCUGUAUUAUCUGUAAUUGUGUAUGUGAGCAUCACAAAGCUGACUAAGUCUGACACAGGACGGUACCAAUGUGGUCUGGUCAGAUCUCUCCUCUCUGACUCAUACCAGGACUUUGAGAUCAGUGUUAAAGAUGCUCCAACCUCUUCAAAACCAGAAGUGACUCCCCGACCUUUUCCAACAUCAGCCUCCACACUGACCACCACCCAGAGUCUGAGCUCCGUACCUUCAUCAGCCUCCCCUGAAUCCACCACCCAGAGUCUGAGCUCCGUACCUUCAUCAGCCUCCCCUGAAUCCACCACCCAGAGUCUGAGCUCUGUACCUUCCUCAGCCUCCCCUGAAUGCAUCACGCAGCCUCAACAGGGACAGAGAGAUCCAGAUGGACCAGGUGUGGUGCUGUACGCUGGUCUGAUUCUGCUCGGCAUGUUCAUCGUAUUAUCCGUUACAUUGCUGAUAUUCUGCAGGAAGAGAGCCAGGAAAGAAACUCCUAUGGAAACUGAGUAUGUUUCUGAUGCAGAGAAUAACCAACUGUAUGAGGAGAUCAGAGAGGAGGACAGAGGGAGCAGUUCUCCUCCUGCAGAAACAUCCACCAUUUACUCCUACGCCAAACUAAACCAACCGAACGGAGUCGAAUCCACAGACGAGUACAGCUUAGUCACUGCAGCCACUUCUCAGAAGGAAACUAAAGAUGACCCGGCUAAUCUCAACUACUCGGAGGUGGAUUCUUCCAACAGUGGCGCUGCCCCGCUCCACAGCGCCCCCUGUGGCUACACAGAUAACGCCCUCUACUCAGAUCCUCGGGUAGCACAGAGCUCCGACGUUAGCCACGCAGAAGACGCUUCACCUGCUCUUUACUCCACUGUUUCUUUACAUCAGAUGUAGCUUCAAAUCUGUCAUUUCCAAAUGUACUUUCUCAGUGACCGACUGAUGAACACAAAGCUGUGUAAUUAGGCAUUUAAAAUGUAAUCUGGUAAAUAACUUAAAGGUCUCCUAUCAUGCAAAAUGCACUUUUUAAUGU